This is a messenger RNA of Hyalella azteca, 342 nucleotides long. RefSeq lists its product as uncharacterized. The record is from RefSeq and is a predicted model, not a curated record. The transcript is spliced from 4 exons. Lineage: Eukaryota; Metazoa; Arthropoda; Malacostraca; Amphipoda; Hyalellidae. Bases 8 to 331 code for a protein of 107 amino acids.
CCUAAACAUGACGGCAUCAGCGGCGUGUGAGUGCAAGGCGAAGUGCUUCGUGCUGCCCAAGUGCAGCGCUGCGUCGUAUGACAUUACGACGUCGGUGUGCAGCAUGACGUACGACGCUCCUUGCAACGUCACGACAACAUUUGCUCCUGGCGUCAUCAGCCUCUUCAAGUUCGUUAUUCAAGAAGCGUUCAUCACCAAAGGCAAAACCUUCAACGGAUCUCCCGACAACCUGAAGAAGAUGUGCGGUGCAGAAGGCGGGGUUCCGCUCAUCAUCAACACCAAGCAACUGCUUCGAGAAGCUAGGCAGCUCGUCGCUGACCAUGGAAAAUAGGUAAUAUGGGG